AUGAGUACACUUUUGGAGGUGAAAAACCGAGAGAGUUUCAGGGGCUAUGAAUCUGGAUACUUGUUCGUGCACUUACUUGCCCUUCGUGUAAAUACCUCAAGCUUUUCAGACAUCAUAGUCACAGACUAUUCUAGCAAUCCCAAUGUUGCAAGCGAUUGGAAUCGUAUGAAUGUUUUUGGCGGCCACGAACUUCCCCAUGAUCUGCUCCUUCAUCUACAGAUGCCGCUAGAUACUGUUCGUCGCCUAUGCUCGGAAUUUCAUGCCAAAAAUAAUGGAAAAGCACUCUUCGAAGGCAUUGAUACUCCUGGCGAAGAAAACAACUGGAUCGAUGUGAGUGAAAGAUUUUGUCUUACUCGUAUAGAGGUCAAGCUCCGCAAAACUGUGAGCAAAUUGACCGGAAGAGUGACAAAUGCAAACAUAGCCGAUCUUGAUAACAGUCCACAGUCAUCAGAGUUUUGGAACAGGUUUUUAUGCCUGCCCUUUGUCAACUUACCGGGACAGACUCAUCUCAGACCAUCAGAGGUGCUACAACGUCUUCAAGGUAUUGCCUCAGAACCAUUAGGGAAUGAAUUAACUGAAGACCCUGUUAAGAUUGAGACAAUGGAUUCAGACCUUGACUCUCAGACAAAAUUGCAGGAUAUUCUUGAGCCUACUUCCCAAUUUAGUGAAGGGGAGCGGAAGAUGUCAGGAAUUACUCUGCAACAACAAGAGAUCCCUGCUUCUGUCCAUGGGCAAUAUUUACACGACCUGCCACUCUCACAGCCGCUGCAAGCGGGCCAACUGCUGCUGAAUCAAGAAAUGGACAAUGGCACGCAAUUCUUAACUCAGCUUCCUCAUUCUCAAGCUCUGUUGGCCGACCAAAGAGACGACCAGCAGCUCUUGUCGUUCACUCUGGAUUCCAAUGGAAGCGUCAAGAGCCACUAUAAACUCUCUGAGCUCAAUGAGCUUCCUUUGCGUCCAGACGACAAGAUCUAUCAUACACUGGCAAUAGUGGCUGGUACAAUCCCAGCUAUUCUGAAAACUGUAUGCAAAGGCUGUAAGGUUAUUGAUGGUGAACUCAGCUUGACUGAUCCGCUGACAUCCUCAAUAGAACUUAUCAUCGCGGAUACUUCACCAGACCCAUUGGGCGAAUCGACAUUACUCACACAGCGGAAUAGCCUCACUAUUCAUAUAGCCUCCGAUAAUCUUCUAGGCUUUUUUGGCGUGACAUUCGCUGAACAACUAUACACACAGCUCCCAGACAUUCAGACUAGAUUUAACAAAAGGAAGCCGAGACGGAUACCUCUCCAAUUAGUCUUGACUGAGACCAAGGGUGGCUGCGUUUGGCUGCCCCAAAAUCUCACGAUCAAUGAAAUACUCUGA
This is a messenger RNA of Candidozyma haemuli, 1362 nucleotides long. RefSeq lists its product as uncharacterized. The record is from RefSeq and is a predicted model, not a curated record. The coding region runs from base 1 to 1362 and encodes 453 amino acids. NCBI's taxonomy places the organism in Eukaryota, Fungi, Ascomycota, Pichiomycetes, Serinales, Metschnikowiaceae. The transcript has a single exon.